UUGAUAGCAAGACCCAACUUCCGGGAUUCAGAUGGAGAGCAUACGAUUAAGUUAUAGAAUGUCGACUGUUGUGUCAUUGUAUUAACAAUAACGGCACCAUAGUUUGAUGAAAGAAAACCAACAUCGUCUUCUGGUUAAGACUCAAUCAUGGAACUGAAGGCUGAACAGAUUGAUGGAGGGAAUGACCGCCUGAGAUGCACUACUUGUGGCAAGCACCUGUCUUCCCCAGCCAGCCUCCUUGAACAUCAGCGCACACACACAGGUGAACGUCCUCAUGGCUGCAAUGUGUGCAAUAAGCGAUUCACACAGAGAGCUCACCUGAUCAUCCACAAACGAACUCACACAGGUGAGAAACCAUAUGCCUGUCACAUCUGCAACAAACGCUUCGCCCAGUCAUCUCACCUCAAUGGCCACAAACGCAUACACACAGGAGAAAAACCCUACUCCUGUAACAUCUGCAAGAUGGGCUUCUGCCGAAAACAACGUCUUGAACAACACAUUCAACAGCACAUGUUGGAGGAGGGUGGAACAUGGUCAACAACAGAACUGACCAUGGGCACCGGAGUGGUAGAACCUGAGUUGGUUCGGGACUUGGUUGUGGAUGGAGGGGAUCAGACAGAGUUGUCUCCCUUACCCUCAUCAACGCGGAGAAGGAAACCAGCAUUUGUACGGAAGAUGGAACCUGAACUUGAUAUUCAGACGAUGAUCAAGACAGAAGUGGAAGAUCUGGAGACAGAUACAGACAGUCUCAUCGCAAGUCAAUCAGACAAGUGGUUGGAAGGUAAGAUUCCUCUUCAUCCUGUCUCCAAAAGUCCUCUGUCGGAUGGAGGCAACCAGCCAGUAUUCCCAUCAUCCCAAAGAUACAGCAUCAUCCCUAAAACUGAUCAGAACGACUCUGUUGAAAUCGCAUCUGAACAUAAGAUUGUGAAAGGUGCUGACGAUACUGAUAACGUGAGUGUCACAAGCGACAGUAAUCACUCCAGCUCUGACAUCGGAAUUCCUACACAAGCAUUGCGACAGUCCCUUCUUGGACAUUCCCCGUCCCGACAUCUAGGGUCAAGGUCGUAUGGGUCAAGGUUAUCCUCGGGCUUCAACUCUAGUCAUGUUCAGAGUCAGAUUCGGACAAACAAUCGGAUCUCUCUGGUGGACUUCUCGUCGGAAGAUUUGAUACGUCACAUGAUGUCGCGGGAUGAUAUAUUCCGCUGUGACUUCUGUUGUGUGAUAUUCCAGGAUGCGGCAAUGUACCACCUUCAUCGCAGCAUGCACGACAAGAUGGACUGCCGCUGUUGCAAUAUCUGUGGAAAACUGUUGAAGGACAAAUAUGACUUUACUGCACACUUUCUGAGUGAACACAAACUCUAAUAGCUUCACAGUUCUCUUAAGAUUAUCACUGCUUUGUAUUUCUGUGCUCUGUUUAACAUGUACAAGCAUGAUGGAGUAUCCAUGACAUCUGCAGGGAUUUAUCUACUCCUAGUCAGAGGCCAAUAUUGGCCCAAAAUCUCCAGCAAAUGUCUGUGAAAUUUCCAAAAUUAGCAUUCACCAUUUCCCAGUUCAUGCUAAUGCAGUAAAACUAAUUUUAUGGCUUUGUAGGGUUGAUUGUAUUUCACUGAAAUUAUCAGGACCAAUGAAGAGGAAGAGGCUUUUUAAUGCUUAGAUUUGCAUUGUUGCAUUGAAUACAGUAUGAAAGUACAUUGUUGAAAUACCUCAGAAUUAGAAAGAAAUAUAACAAUAAAAUAAAUCCCUAUUUGCCCAAAUGAUCACUUUUUCCCAAUUUGCCUGACAAGGGCACUUAAUUUAGAACCCUAGAUAAAUCCCUGCACCUGACCUGUUUAGUCAUGAAGUGAGUGUUCAAAUAUUCCAGUUUUCUGAAAUUUGAUGAAAGUGUGCAUUUAUUACUUUUAUACCAUGUUUAUACAGACACAGAGUUAGAUAUGGCAAAUAGUCAGCUAGUCCAGAGAGUUGUAGUUAACUUAAAUUACAUUAACCACUGAGGUUGAAAGAGAUUUUAUUUAUGAUGUUCUGCAGGUUGGGAAAGCUCAAAGUUUCAAUUUUAUUUUGAAAAGGAUUUCUUGUAAAAUUUCCUUUCUAUCUAUGUCUUAUAUUUCGAUUAAUUUCGGCGCCGUUAUUCGCUGUGCAGAGUUGCGUCUCUGGACAUGCCAGAAACCUAUGAUUGUGGGUUCGAAUCCCGGUUCGCCCCGAUUAUGUUUCUAGGUUUGUCAGCACCAUACCCGUGCUCGUGGG
Messenger RNA from Haliotis rufescens (red abalone), 2241 nucleotides. RefSeq names its product zinc finger protein Eos-like. The record is from RefSeq and is a predicted model, not a curated record. Gene Ontology annotation, biological process: regulation of transcription by RNA polymerase II. The coding region runs from base 148 to 1362 and encodes 404 amino acids. Gene Ontology annotation, molecular function: DNA-binding transcription factor activity; RNA polymerase II cis-regulatory region sequence-specific DNA binding. The transcript has 3 exons. Lineage: Eukaryota; Metazoa; Mollusca; Gastropoda; Lepetellida; Haliotidae.